Molecule: messenger RNA, 2189 nt
Organism: Arabidopsis arenosa
Lineage: Eukaryota; Viridiplantae; Streptophyta; Magnoliopsida; Brassicales; Brassicaceae
Source: the annotation of a GenBank genome assembly
AUCCGAACCAUUAAAGACGGAUCUAUCAAAAUACUGAUGAACAUGGAUGCAAAGAGGAAAUCAAAGCUCAAAUUUAGACAGUUGGUGGAUAUAUAUAAUCUUGAACACUGUCAAGAUGAUGAGUCAGUUCCAAGAGUAGUCAGGGAUUUGGACAGUCUUUCUGAUAUUACACAAGGUUCUGAGUCUGAAGAUUUUAGCAUGACAACACUGGAGAAGAUUCGGAAACAAUGCAAAGAAAAGAAAAGGAAACUUAGAAACUGCAGAGAUACUACUGAGACGGCCUCAAACGUUGAAGUUAAAAAAGAGUAUGUGACUCAAGAUGAAGGAUGUGAUAUUGAGGAGCCUCUUAGCAGUUGGGAUACAAAAUUCUCUAAGAGAAGAAAGAAAAAGCAGGAGCGUAAAGCAAAGUGUGCUACUUUUACUUCCUCUCCAUCUGUGGAGAAGGUUGAUUUGCCUGUGGUGUUCUUUCAUGUCAAGCCUGAAGCUUGGGAUGAUAGCUAUUCAGUUUCUGAAGCUAUGGAUUGUAGCGAAGAGUCGGAAUCUCCUACAAAUACAGUGUUGGUGGAAAAAAUAAUGCUUGAUUCGUCCAGGGACAUGAGGCUGGUUCCAUAUUGCAGUGCAGAGCCAAAUUUUCCUGGAGUGGUAGCCAUUGAAGAGCCUAUAACUACAAAGCCGUUAGAGGAAGCUUUUGAAGAUGCAUCAGAAGAGUUUGACGAUGCUAGGAAAGUGCAAUGCUGUCUUGCUGAUAAUAUUGCUCUUCAGGAUAAGCAAAUUGUUUUGUACGGUAGUGUGCCUAGAGAGGAGAUGGAAUUGGAUGUUAAUCCACAACAUUCAGAAUAUGAGAACUUUGGUUGUGUCGAGAACCUCAUUUCUUCUUACACAAGCUCGGGGUGCGAAGAAGCUAAAGAGGAUGAGGAAAGCAAUGAUUCAAAGGCUAGCUUAGACAUGAGCUUAACUGGUUUGGAGAUUGUCAAGAUAGAAGCUCCAGAAAUACUUGCUAUUGAUUACUCGGGUUGUUUGCCCAUCAUUAAUUUUUGUGUAGAAGAUUCCGAGAUUCUGUGGGAAACUGAAGACAUUACUAAAGAUGAUUUUCCUGAAGCAGCUGAUAUUCUCCAGCUGACCAACUGUUGUAAUUCACUGGAUAAUUUGCAACCAGUUCCUGAUGACAGCACAAUUUCAUUAGAAGAAGAUUAUUUGCCAGAAAGAUUACAACAAUCUUUAUACUCCAAACAUGAAGAUGAAGCAAGAGACCACAAGCUAUCACAACUCUAUAAGGAACCUGAUGAAUUUCAAAAAGUUGCAGAGACUGACAGUAUCCAGCAACAACAGCCACAUCACCAACCAGAAAAUCUACUCUCAGGGAGAAAGGCUUUAUCUCCAACCUCUCAAGAAAAACUUCGCAAGGCAAUGGAGCACCCCGAUUCCCCUGAGAAAAGGAGUAAAAAAUCAAGAGGGAAACUCUACUUCAGUAGUCAAAACUCACAUAGGAUCCUUAAGGCUCAAGGGCUGGAUACCAUCGACCGAGUGGAAAUCAUUCCAGGCUCAAAGCAAGCCAUUCAAAAAGCAAGUAAUGAAACUCGGCAAACGAAGUAUCAAAGAGCCACACACAAGUUUCCACGUCGAGGGACUCAAGCAGCAAAAGCACAGCCUUUUAGCACUGGAGGCACUUCUAUACAAGGAUGCUCACAGAAAGCUAUUGCCUUCUCGCAAGGGCAAAUGCGUGAUUUCCAAUGUGUUGCAGCUAGGCUCACAAAAGAGCUGAAAUCGAUGAGACAAAUUACAAAGAGAUGUCUGCUAGCUGAAAGCAACACCUCCAACAUCUCUGACUAUAACUUAGAUGAGGUGAAAACUGUGAUUGGAAAUGCAGAAAAAACUGAAGAGAGUUGCAAGAAAUGGCUUUCGAUUAUAGAGCGUGACUGUAAUCGGUUUUGCAAACUCAUGGGUAUGGUCAGAGAAGAUUCUCCAGCUACUGAGAACGUUGUUCAUAAGAAAAAGAAGAUUAAAUUUGCAGAUGAUGCAGGAGGAGAUCUUUGCCAUGUCAAGGUUUUUGAGAUUGAUUUGGAAUCUGAAUCAUAAACAAAGUCUGUAAAAUUAGUGUAAUGAAACUCUUCACACCAUUUGUAGAUUCAUCAUGCAUUGAGAUUUCACGAGAUAUAAAGCUUUUCCAAAAAUAAGAUGACUUUACUUAA